UGGACAAAACUGCAAACAGUUAGCCUUUCCCUUCUCCCUCGCUCUCUCUCUCCCUCUCUCUGUCUCUCUCGCUCUGUGGCGGUGGGCUCAUGAAUCCCUCUUCCCAGGACUUGGAGCGGCUCUGGAUCGAAGAGGUCCGCUACCUCCACUCUCUCUGGCGUGCCGGCCCUCCUCCAAACCGCACCAGAAACCCCAACCUUCGCCCCCUCGACGCUCCAGAGUUGAAGAAGGAGAAGAAGAGGAAGAAGAGGGAGGGAGGGGAGAAUAAUAAGGAUGAAAAGGAGGAGUGUGGAGAGAACCCAUCGACUAAUUCCGGCGCUGAAUGGCCAAAAAAUCCCUCCCCACCUCAUGUUCCUCCCGACGCCACCUGGGAGGAAGCUAUCACCGCGACGGCCGCCCCAUUGGUGCCGUCUGCGGAGGAGAUCGCGACAUUGGCCGCAGUCCGGUUGCAGCGGAGUGCUGCCAAGGCUUGCGAGGAGAUCCUCGCGGUGAAGGACGAGGAAAUGGGAGAUGGAGAUCAAGACGAAACAGAGAGGCUUGGAGAGGAGGAAGCGUUCUUGUUCUUCCUGGGUUUUUUCAGGAAGGAAGAGGAGGUAAGGAGGUACUAUGAAGGGAACGCGGAGAAGGGGGACUUCUUCUGCCUCGUCUGUUUGGGUGUGGGAGAGAAGUUGUCGAGGAAAUACUGCAGCUGCGUCGCGUUGGUUCAGCAUGCCAACUCGGUGACGAAGACGAAGACCAGAGACGCUCACAAAGCGUACGGAAAGGCCAUUUGCCGGGUUAUGGGAUGGGACUUUAGUCGGUUACCGAGCAUCGUUCUGGAUAUGCAGGGGCCUCUUUGUCCUCCGGCGCCUCCAGUUUCGAGUUAACAGUUGCUGAAUUUGGUGGGUUUCGAUGCAUAACUUAUGAUGGGCGUCAUGGUGCAUCACAAUUUCCUCAACAUUUGGACGAGCUGCUGCAUUUGGAUCAUCAUUUGAAUUGUAGGAGGGAGCGACUGUGUACAUGUCACAUUAGCCGAAGGUGUUGCUAUGAAUCGACAGGAACCUCUUUCCUCAGUGCUUGCUGCUUCUUGAGAUCAUUGGAUGAACCACAAAUAUAAUGACUUGGACUAUUCAAACUUGUUAGAGGCCUUCCGUAUAUUGGGACUUUCAUAAGAACGAGUAAAGUUGCCAUAAAGUUCAUCUUGUCAGAAUUAGAAGUGGACAUAUUAUUUGAAGUGACUAUGAUGAAGAUGAUGGUGAAACAUCCCUUGGCAUUUCAAGCUACUAUUUUGAGAAGCCUUUUGUUUAAAAGUUCUCUUAUAUUGUAACUGAUAAUCUGAACCCCCUUUCUAUUACCUUCUAUAAGCUUUGGUUUAUGUAACAUGGGCCAUGAACUAUGAUGAUUCAGUCAUGAUAGAAUUGAUGCAGUAAAGCUGGUUUUCCUCUUA
Molecule: messenger RNA, 1426 nt
Organism: Nymphaea colorata (pocket water lily)
Lineage: Eukaryota; Viridiplantae; Streptophyta; Magnoliopsida; Nymphaeales; Nymphaeaceae
Exons: 4
Coding region: 90-866 (258 amino acids)
Source: RefSeq, a predicted model, not a curated record